Messenger RNA from Drosophila albomicans, 2801 nucleotides. Its product is annotated as mucin-19. The record is from RefSeq and is a predicted model, not a curated record. The transcript has 7 exons. The coding region runs from base 439 to 2295 and encodes 618 amino acids. NCBI's taxonomy places the organism in Eukaryota, Metazoa, Arthropoda, Insecta, Diptera, Drosophilidae.
GUCGCUGCUGGCCACAGAACCCGGAGCUAGCGCUGUCGUACAACGCAUCCACAAAUUUCACUCUGCUCUUGAGCAGCAUCGCGACAACCAGUUGAAGUUUGCUUAGACGGCACUUUGCCACCAAAUAACAACAACAACACUUUCAAAGUUGAAAACACAAGUAACACUAAUAUCAUUCAAAAAAAAAAAAAAAGAAAAAGUAAAAAGCUAAAAAAAAAAAAAUAAAUCAAAUCAAAUCCAAUCAAUACAAAUUCUGAAUAAUACUUUUUUUUUUCUGUUGUUUGCAAUUAAAUCAAAAGUUCUUUGACGAAAGCGAAUAAUUUCGCUGUGUUUAACGGUUAAAACCUCGAAGUGAUUUUUUGGUCCCAACGCAAGGACACACGCACACGCAGGACGAGCGUAUUCCCAGCUGGCCAGCAAUUGAGCAAUUCGUGUAAAAUGGAUGCGCUACGCUUGCGUGGUUCCCCAUUUGUUCGCUUCGGCUCAGGCUCUGGCGGCGGUCAUGGUCCAGGACAGGCACAAACACAUGGACACGGACAUGGCAUACAACAACAGGAGCCACUCAUUGUGGUCGAGGAAUCAAAUCUACCCGAAGAACUUGAGCCCGAGAGCUCGGAGACAUUCUCAAAUCGCGCCAGUCUCGACAUUGACUCACCGGUCAAUCCAUAUCUGCUCUCGCCAUGGCGCGAUCCGCGCGAGGCACGCAAGCACUCGUUGCCCUCGCAACAGGUCACCGAAGGCAUCACCGCCAGCCAGGUGCGACGACUCUCGGAACGCGGCGGCGAAGGCUCCGGUCCAUCCCCCAAAGAAGCCGCCUUCCUGGCCACACUCUCACAGGCGCCGGCUCCGUCUGGCCGACGGCAUUCGGUUGUCACCAUCUCGAAGGUCCCCACCACGCUCUUUGGACGCUCUCGGCGGGAGUCUGUUGCCGCCUAUCCGUCAGUCAAUGGGAGCAGUCGCGUGUUGAAUUCACGUCGGGAGAGCAACACAGGACCGCCGUCAACGGACCCGAUUGGCAGCAUACACAAUCUGCAGCUGGACAUCAUGGACGAUAUCUACUUGCAGUCACGCAAGGCGCGUUUGAAGCUCUGGACGUCGAGCAACGAGAAGGUGUGCGAAGUGCAGACCGUGGACGAAGCCGGAACCGGAGCUCCAGGCAGACGUUACACCAAUCGCCGUUACUCCGAGUGUCCGCAGCCCGGCAGCGUUGGCGUUGGCAUUGGCAGCGGCGGCGGUGGAGGCGUGAGUGCAUUUCGUCGCGCCUCCGAACAUCCGCAUCCGAAUGCGCCAAGCAUCUCGCCGCAGCCGCCAUCGGCACGGGCCUCGACACGUCGCAAGAAAUCGGGCAGCGGUCUCGGGUUGCUCGGCAGUCGCAGCGAUAUUGCUGGCAUCUUUAGCUCACUCACAGGCAACUCUUCGUCGGCUACGGACACACAUCGCCCUGAUCCGGAUGGCUCGUCCAGUUCAUCGGCAGCCACCGGCAACAGUGCGAGCAGCCCGUUCUUGAGCAACACAUUCCAACAGGCGGCACGCGGACGCACCACGAGUGCCACGCCCACACCGAGUGGCAGCGGACAGUCGUCGAAUCUACUGCUCGAUCCGAAUGCCGGACGUUCGACGCGUUCGAAUAGCUUUGACGUCUCCAUUUUGAACAAUGCCAAGCAGCUGGUCAGCGAGGCGCAGGACAACAGCUCGGCGGCCAUUUCGGGUUGGUUUGGGGGCAAGCGGCAGACGCCGCAGACACCGGUGGCACGGAAGAAGAGUGUGCGCAGCAAGAGCAGCGCCAUGGCGCUGUCGAAGGACAUGCUCGAGCGGCUGCAGAAGAAGGAUCCGCUUGGCGGCGACUCGGGCAAACCGAAGUUGAAGCCGCGCAGCAAGCAGAAGAAGAGCUGGGCGGACACCACCAAGGCGAACAUUGUGGAUGCCACCAUUUUGGGCACAGCCAUCGAGGGUUUCCUCCGCAAGAGCUCCAAUGCCAGCAUGGCCGGUGGCAGCAGCUCCUCCGCAUCCGCUGGCGCCUCCACAUCGACGGGCCUGCGUUCGGGUGCCGCGGGUGGCAGCGGUGCCAAGGGUGCCAUACCCAAGGAUUCCGGCGGGGCAAGUGGCAGCUCGGCUGGCGGCAGCUCCGCUGGACGUGCGCGCAGUCGUCAGUCGGCUGCCAGCGCGGCUCAGUCGCAGGCUGGACGCGCUAUGCGCUCCACGCUCAACUGGUUUAGCAAGGGCGAUGAGGAUGACUCGAAGGACACUUGCGAUGCUUCGCUGUGCGCCACGCUCAAGGAUCUCUUUGUCAAAUAGGUGACGGACAAGGCGCGGCCCAAGUAAACGCACAGCGAGGACCGCAGAAAAUGAAAACAAAAGAAAUGAAAAAAAAAAAAAAAAACAAAAAAAAACACCACAACUGGCGGAGGCAAAAUUGCCAAAUCGAUGAUCAACUGCAUGCUAAGUACUUGUAUCUCCACAACUUCCACAAUCAACUUCACCAAUAGUCGCGGCGGCAGAGCGAAAGGCAAAGCAACAAAAAACUGUGCAUAAACAAGAUGUAGGAUACUAAAAGUGGAAGCUACUGCGGAAAACUUGUAAUGAAAGCGAUAAAUAUUGACGAUGGCAUUCGAGAGAGAAAGAGAAAAAGAAAUAGAAAAAGAGCUCUUCUUGCGAAACCAUCAGAAGCUCUGCGAAUUCAUUUAAGUCACUUCACAUUAUUUGGUCCUUGCGGUGAUAUUGUUAGUGGCAUCUUCGAGCUUUCCGGCGAAUACAAACGCGUCUCCAAUUCGUUUGAGCGGUCGCCAUUUGAUACUGAAACA